Cynoglossus semilaevis (tongue sole) is the source of this 930-nucleotide messenger RNA. Its product is annotated as mothers against decapentaplegic homolog 2-like. Gene Ontology annotation, cellular component: heteromeric SMAD protein complex. Gene Ontology annotation, biological process: cell differentiation; transforming growth factor beta receptor signaling pathway; anatomical structure morphogenesis. The transcript has 8 exons. The coding region runs from base 1 to 930 and encodes 309 amino acids. The record is from RefSeq and is a predicted model, not a curated record. Gene Ontology annotation, molecular function: DNA-binding transcription factor activity, RNA polymerase II-specific; RNA polymerase II cis-regulatory region sequence-specific DNA binding; I-SMAD binding. NCBI's taxonomy places the organism in Eukaryota, Metazoa, Chordata, Actinopteri, Pleuronectiformes, Cynoglossidae.
AUGUCCUCCAUUCUCCCGUUCACUCCUCCAGUGGUGAAGAGGUUGCUGGGUUGGAAGAAGUCAACCAAUAGUCAGGGAGGAGCAGGUGGUGGUGAGCAAAAUGGGCAGGAGGAGAAGUGGUGGGAAAAGGUUGUAAAGAGCUUGGUGAAGAAGUUGAGGAGGACAGGUCAGCUUGAUGAGUUGGAGAAAGCGAUCACAACCCAAAACUGCAACACUAAGUGUGUCACCAUCCCCAGCAGUUGCGCUGAAAUAUGUGGGCUGAGUUCACCACAUAUGAUAGAACAGUGGGAUACAUCAGGCCUGUACAGCUAUCCUGACCAAACCAAAUCCUUGGAUGGCCGCUUGCAGGUAUCCCAGAGGAAGGGGCUUCCCCAUGUUAUCUACUGCCGAUUGUGGCGAUGGCCAGAUCUUCACAGCCAUCACGAGCUGCGUGGUAUUGAGGCAUGUGAGUAUGCCUUUCAUCUCAAGAAGGAUGAAGUCUGCAUCAACCCCUACCAUUACCAGAGGGUGGAGACCCCAGUGCUGCCUCCUGUUCUCGUGCCAAGACACUCAGAAAUCCUGCCAGAGCUGCCACCUCUUGAUGACUACACUCACUCCAUACCUGAGAACACAAACUUCCCUGCAGGAAUUGAACCUCCAAACAACUAUAUACCAGAGACACCUCCACCAGGCUACAUCAGUGAAGAUGGGGAGGCCAGCGAUCAACAGAUGAAUCAAAGUAUGGACCCAGGUUCACCUACAGAGCUGUCCCCCAGCACUCUGUCUCCUGUCAAUCACAGCAUGGACCUGCAGCCUGUGACUUAUUCAGAGCCGGCCUUCUGGUGCUCUAUAGCCUACUACGAGCUGAACCAGCGCGUUGGGGAGACGUUUCACGCCUCACAACCCUCCCUGACAGUAGAUGGAUUUACAGAUCCAUCCAACUCAGAGUAA